GUCUCUAGUAUCUUGAACAAGAUCAUGUACAGCUGGCAACUCAAAGUUAUCAAACUGGUCUCUUGUCACAAACCAGUCGAGCGCCGGCGUCGCCUGAACUUUUGCCAUCGUACCAGUCGACAAAACUCUGUUGAACCAAUCUCCACCAUCACCAGGCAGAAUUCAACACUCGUUGUAUUAACAAGAGAAAUACUUUCGAAUUGGGAACAGUAGAGGAGCGUAGUAGAAGACAUCACAUCUCAGUAGAACGAGACAUACUUCCGUGGCUCAAAAAGUUAAUGUGUUACUUGCAUCAAAAUGAAGCUUACGAAGAAGUGUUUCGCAAACAUCACCAAGAUGUUGGACUUUUAUUCGCAGUUCAACCCUUCGCCGCUUUCGAUAAAACAGUUCAUCGAUUUCGGAUUGAGCGCCUGCGAGCGGAAGUCGUUUAUAUUCUUGAGGAAGGAACUUCCGGUUCGGUUAGCCAAUAUAAUGAAGGAAAUUCAUUUACUGCCAGAACAUUUACUACGUAUGCCCAGUGUGGGCAUAGUUAAUAAUUUAUAUGCCACCUCAUUCGAAGAAAUUGUACACUUUGAAAAGGCUGAAAUUAAUGAGAGCACUUUAGACAAAUUCUGUCAGGCUUUGGUGAAGAUCCGUAACAGACAUGCUGAUGUGGUGCAAACAAUGGCUCAGGGCGUACUAGAAUUAAAAGAUUCUCAUGAUGUUGAUUUAUCGACAGAGAACAGUAUACAAUAUUUCUUGGAUAGAUUCCUUAUGUCACGAAUUUCCAUUCGAAUGCUCAUCAAUCAACACACACUACUGUUUGGUGGCAUUUUAAACGGACAUAGUAGACAUAUUGGAUGUAUAGAUCCUAUGUGCGACGUUAUUGGCGUAGUAAGAGAUGCAUAUGAAAACGCAAGAUUCCUCUGUGACCAGUACUAUUUGGCCAGUCCAGAACUUGUAGUCAAACAACAUAAUGAACUGGAACGUGGAAAUGAAAUCCGAAUAGUAUACGUGCCCAGCCAUUUGUAUCACAUGCUCUUUGAACUGUUCAAAAAUAGUAUGCGAGCUGUUAUGGAACAUCAUGGCGAGGAUUCUGAUAAUUAUCCACCAUUGGAAGUUACUGUGGUUCGUGGAAAGGAGGACAUUUGCGUUAAGAUGUCCGACAGGGGUGGCGGCAUUCGACGUUCUCAAACUGAUCAUCUUUUCAAGUACAUGUACAGCACUGCCCCUCAACCAAGUAAAUCAGAUGCUCACACCGUACCUCUGGCUGGAUAUGGUUACGGUCUUCCAUUAUCACGGCUUUAUGCUCGAUAUUUCCACGGAGAUUUAGUAUUAUUAAGUUGCGAAGGUUACGGCACAGACGCCAUUAUUUACCUAAAGGCACUGUCGAACGAGGCAAACGAGCUAUUGCCGAUCUUCAAUAAGACUUCUUCAAAAUUCUACAGAACGACAGUUACAUCAGCAGACUGGAGCAGUCAAUGCGGUGGCGGUAUGGCUACUAGACAAUUAAGCAUGAGUCAUGCUCAAGGCCAUAGGCUUCCUCAUGGGAUGCAGAUAAGCCAAUGCUAGCACAAUCCCAUCGGCAUGGAACAAGACCAAGAAACUCUGGAGUAGGCGAAUCGCGAUAUACUUCCCACCGGUCCGGCUGUUAUAUUUCUUCCCGUAUCUUUUCUCACUUGCAUCCAUAUUUACUCGAAUGACAAGCACACCGCGUCUCCUGAACAAGAAGAGCCAUAUUGUCAGAUGAACAUUUAUCUGAGUUGCGGAUACAGAUAAUAUGAUAUUAAUGACGUACGUACGUGCUCGGCUAAAUAAAUAACAUCAGACAUUCGUGUGGGAGCAUAUCUGCGAAUAUUCUACGUCACCUUGGUCCUCCAUGCUGCGUUACUUGCAUAACGAUUACAUAUCAAAUCGAAGUUACAGAUUUGACGAUCGAAGUUUAUUGUGCGCAAAGCUUACGAUUAAUUAUCGUUAGUAAUUAUUGUAACGAAAGAGCAAUUACCGUACACGGAGUUAAUCUACAUCCACUUGACUGAUGUCACUGCAUAACAGAUAAAAUGUCGUUCUUUCUCUUUUUUCAAAUAUUUUUUCUUAUCACUGAUUUAACGAAAAACAAUAUUUUAUCGACGAAAGCUUUGCCUAUUCAUAAAUAUCUUUCAAAUGCCAUUCGUAAUGCACGAAAUUGAUAAUGACAGUGUGUUAUCGAUAUUUUUGUAGGAAUACCCCGUGAUGACCGCUAACGUGCUUUUAUAUAGUUUAGAAGAGGGAUCGCGUUUUGUCUUUUUUUUUUCCUUUAAGAGGCCGUUUUAUCGUUCUGACAAGAUUUCCUGUCGGUUCAUCGAAAUUUUUGAGCAUACGACUUUUUUACUUGACGGGCGUAUCCAGGAUGCUACUGGUUGCUUCCUGGGGAUAAGUCGUUAUGUAAUUUCGAUGUCUGACGGAUUUCCGAACGAUACAACAAAUCGCAAUCUGUGAUGCAAUACGCGAUUUUACUUUAGCUGAUAGUCAGAUAUAUACUUGUUAUUGUACAGCACAACACACGAGUUGCAUAUAUAUAUAUAUAUAUUUACAUAAAUAUAUACAUUUAUGCAUACAUUUUUUAUUUAUGUAUAAAUGUAUAUAUAUGUAUACCAUAGAUAUAAAUGCUUAUACGACAAUUUUAUGACUGUGCUGUCUAUACAUUGUGUUCAGGCGACAAAGUAAAUUCAUCACAAAGAUACGGUAAUCGGUAGAAGCUAAAAGAAACGUCGAUCUAGACGUCCCAAAAAAUAUUUUGUACCAUGCUAAAAGAAAGGAUAAGAAAAUUAAAUCCUAUCUGAUUGCGUACUGUGUUACUGUGUACAAUAUUUACAAAAUUUUUAGUUACGUUUUUUUUAUGUAAAAUUAUUGCGCGAUACUUCGAGGUCACCGGUAAUUCGAGGAAUGAAACGUAAUCGAGCAUAAUACUUAAAAACAGAAAAACCGAGUGUCCAAACGAUAGACAAAUUGUAGAUAGAGAAAUGUCUAGGAAUGAGUAAAUUAAUUGUAUAAAAAAAUGUUAAUGACAUCACUAACGUUCAUUAAGUGAUUAUCCCACUUAUGAAAUAACGUGAUAAUUCGCGCUCGUCCAAUUGUCAAUAUCUCAAUUGAUAUUAAAACUACUUUUCCGACAUGUUUCUUUCUGUUAAACUUCAUGAUGCCAUUAAAUCUUGAGACUCUUAUUCGAUCCCGGUUAAUUUGAAACAUGAAUAGCAAAUCUGUUCCUAAUCAGACCAAUGUGUAAACUGUUAUUGCAUGACGUUUGCGACACCAUGCAAUCGUUUAUGUAUUUUAAUGAAAAUACAUUUUAGGCGUAUACUCAAUCAUUUAUAGCCGGACACUGAUGUCAUAUUAUUUAAAAAUUAUUAUUACGCCUCAUUUCAAGAGUUCAUCGAGCGGCGAGAUAUUGUAUAUAUGUACCACCUGUGUAUAUAACAAUAGAGCUAUUAUUAUAAAUAAUAAUUUACAAUCGCAGCGUGUAAAAUAUAUUAUUUUUAGGUUACCAUAUAGACAGUGAACGACAGUUUUAAUAAUAUCCGUGCUAAUCGCACUUGCAGUCGCACUGUAAAAUACUGUUAACGUAAUAAAGAUGUUGUCAGUGA
Cephus cinctus (wheat stem sawfly) is the source of this 3602-nucleotide messenger RNA. It is a transcript of the gene Pdk, whose product is annotated as pyruvate dehydrogenase (acetyl-transferring) kinase, mitochondrial. The coding region runs from base 298 to 1551 and encodes 417 amino acids. Gene Ontology annotation, biological process: protein phosphorylation; regulation of glucose metabolic process. The record is from RefSeq and is a predicted model, not a curated record. The transcript has 7 exons. NCBI's taxonomy places the organism in Eukaryota, Metazoa, Arthropoda, Insecta, Hymenoptera, Cephidae. Gene Ontology annotation, cellular component: mitochondrion. Gene Ontology annotation, molecular function: pyruvate dehydrogenase (acetyl-transferring) kinase activity.